Caenorhabditis bovis is the source of this 309-nucleotide messenger RNA. The record is from the annotation of a GenBank genome assembly. Lineage: Eukaryota; Metazoa; Nematoda; Chromadorea; Rhabditida; Rhabditidae.
AUGGGAGUUGAGCUGCACUGUUGCUCGGUCCAUUUCGACAUUUCGAAGAACCCUGAAGCAAUUGCGUUCGGCUGCGUCAGGCGAGCGGUGGAUUCGCGAGGCGUCUUGAGGCUAUCAGCGAUAAUUGACGAAGUUCGGUGCUCGGCGAGCUGGAAUGAGCGACAAGUUUCGGCUGGAAGCUUUUUUGUGGAAUUGACAAGCCAAGGGACCAUUUUCAUGAUGUUGACGUUCGAUGUUCGGAUGACAUCCACCAGCAUCUUCCCUGUUCAAUGCUUCAAUGAUGUCGCUGUCGCCAGCUCCAUGACGUAA